GAGUGGCUACGACGCAUCCGUAAUUAAAAAUUUUAUAAAUUUUUAAUAAUUGAAAAUAAUGGAUGCUAUUGACUGAAUAUUAUAAAAAUAGUAUCGUUAAAAUUCUUUUGCACAGUCAAGUAUUUAUUUGAAAGAUGGAAUGACUCAACCUUUGUAAGCUUAUACGAGAUCGUAUCUCUGUCUUCUGUUAAGAUGUAAAAGAAACUUAUUUUCGUAUGCUAUGACACGCAUUAUAGAGUUAGGUCCUCUGUCCCAAUGUCCAUAGUCAUAUUUAAGAGUAAUAUCGUUUUAAUUUGAGUGCAGAGUACAUUCGUAUAUGACGCCAGAAUUAGACCCCCUACCGCUGCCAUACAAUUUGAAUGAGGCCAAUCACCCAGACACCGUCUCUGAAUGGAACAUAAUCAGGAUGAGUCAUGUCAUAAUGGAAUAAAUUGUCCAGCUUUGUGCUUUUUUAUAUUGUAUUGCGUGCUUGUUUAAUAAAGAUCACGAAUAAUCUUCUUCGAGCCAUUGAUUAACAAAGGGACGCGAAUGGAACUAGUCAAAUAAAUAGUGUUAAAGAUGAGGCGAUAAAUAAUGCUCAUCAAAGUAUUAAAAUGAGAUGAAAAUGAGUCAUUGCGAAAAUUGUGAAACUAUAGAUUCAUUUUCCUGAAUCACGAAUGGAAAGCCCCCAUUGAAAGAUAGUCAAGUACGUUUUAGUGUAAAUUGUUAGUCUAGGAUCGUUCUCCUCUUAAAAGGUAGAGGUACCCGUUCGGCCGUAGUUUUUCUUAGCUUUUAUCAUACUGCACGUGAGAUACAUCGGAAUGAACUUUUUCGUAGGUAAUAUCUGACCUAAAUUUAAAUACUGGCCAGGUGCAUAUAGAAUUCCCACGGUCAUUAAGUACAUACUUGGUAUAAAUACCUCUCGAGUGUCUGCAGUGUGUCAAAUUGAUAGUUUACUUGUAAUAGUCGUCGUCAAAAACUGCACAAUGUUCCUGUAUUUUUAUAUAUUCGCCACUGUGGCAAUACUUAAAGCGUCAGCGGCAGCGAUAAAUGAAGGUCCAAAAAUCGUGGGUGGUUCCAAAGCAGAGGAUGGACAAUACCCACACCAAGCUUCGCUUCGAUACAAAAAUCGUCAUUUUUGUGGAGGAUCGGUAUUGAAUAAAAGAUGGAUAUUGAGCGCUGCUCAUUGCUUAUCAAGUUUUAAUGACACGGCUAUAACAGUGGUGUUGGGCACAAACACCCUGGACAAAGGUGGCGACAUGUACCAGUCCGAAAAAGUAAUACCUCAUCCGAAAUACAGUUCAGCAUUGAUCAGAAACGAUAUCGGAUUGAUUAAAUUAGAUAAGGACAUUGUUUUCGGAGAUAAGGUAAAACCAAUCGGUUUACCAAACGAGAACUUCAGCAAGAUCGAUUACCCUGCUGUAUUAUCUGGUUGGGGGACCACCAGUUAUCCCGGUCAAACGCCAAACGAUCUGUAUCACAUCGAACUGAGUGUGAUCGAUCAAAAACAAUGUUUAAACGCCAGCUUUCGUAUCACCGACGACAAUAUCUGCACACUUAACAAGAGGGGUGAAGGCGCUUGUCACGGUGAUUCCGGUGGCCCUUUGGUUGCUGAUAACGAACAAAUUGGAGUGGUGUCCUGGGGAAUACCCUGUGCAAGAGGUCGUCCAGAUGUCUUCACUCGUGUCUAUAGUUACAUUGAUUGGAUAAAAGAGUAUACUGAAAAUGAAAAUUAAUUGGUCACUGUAUAAAU
Molecule: messenger RNA, 1732 nt
Organism: Osmia bicornis bicornis
Lineage: Eukaryota; Metazoa; Arthropoda; Insecta; Hymenoptera; Megachilidae
Product: chymotrypsin-2-like
Exons: 6
Coding region: 966-1715 (249 amino acids)
Biological process (GO): proteolysis
Molecular function (GO): serine-type endopeptidase activity
Source: RefSeq, a predicted model, not a curated record